CUGAAUUCUGUACAUUUACAAUCUCAGUGUAGAAAAAUUCUCUCAGUCUUCACACAAAAAAAAUAAUAAAACUUUUUUCUGUCUCUUCCUCUUUGAAAUUUAAUUUAAUUUAAUUCGGCAAUAAUCGAACAUGCCUUCAACACUUUUACUUGGAAAAUUGGCAUUUGUGACAGGUGCCGGCAGUGGAAUUGGACGUGCUGUUGCCAUCAGAUUCGCACAAGAAGGAGCCACAGUCAUCGCAGCUGACAGAAACUUCCAACAAGCUGAAGAGACUACAAAAAAACUCGGAUCAACUCACAUGCCAAUCGAAGUGGAUGUAACAAAUGGAGACAAUAUUAAAUCAGUUUUAGAAGAAGCAAUCAAUAGAUACAAAAGACCACCAUCUACAAUCGUCAACUGUGCUGGAAUCACUCGUGAUGCAUUCAUUCUCAAGAUGGAGGACAGUGACUUUGACUUGGUCUUGAAUGUUAACUUAAAGGGUACAUAUCUAGUCAUGAAGCAUGCAGCUCAACGAAUGAUCGAUUACAAGCUUGGUGGAUCAAUGAUUAACAUCUCAAGUGUCACAGCACGUAUGGGCAACAUGGGACAAUGUAAUUAUGCUCCAUCAAAGGCAGCUGUUGACUGUUUAUCACGUGUUGCAUCAAAGGAAUUUGCCAGGUAUGGCAUUCGAGUCAAUACAGUCGUUCCAGGCUUCAUCAAUACUCCAAUGACUCACACCGUACCCGAUAAAGUUAAAGACAUGAUUACAGCGAAUGUUGCUUUAAGACGAUUUGGGGAACCAGAAGAAAUUAGUGAUACAAUUGCAUUUUUGGCAUCCGACAAGAGUGAAUACAUAACUGGAACAUCAAUUGAAGUGUCUGGUGGAUUGGCUUAAAAGGAAGCUUUAAUUAUUUUUUUUAUGUUCAAUGGCAAUGCAUCAAAGUGCUUCAUACUUUACCUCAAUAUAUUGAAACUUUUUCUUCUACUCAUGCAUUUAGUGGAUGUAAAUUUACUUUAGCAUUUAAUUAAUGGCCAUGAAUGGAUAGUCAGGCAGGAAUUAACAAGAUGUUCAAUUUUUUUAGCUAAGGGGGAUAACAACUUGGUGAGAAAAAUUUUC
Messenger RNA from Chironomus riparius, 1096 nucleotides. Lineage: Eukaryota; Metazoa; Arthropoda; Insecta; Diptera; Chironomidae. The record is from the annotation of a GenBank genome assembly.